Aspergillus affinis is the source of this 1323-nucleotide messenger RNA. Its product is annotated as AP-2 complex subunit mu. The transcript is spliced from 3 exons. NCBI's taxonomy places the organism in Eukaryota, Fungi, Ascomycota, Eurotiomycetes, Eurotiales, Aspergillaceae. Gene Ontology annotation, molecular function: clathrin-cargo adaptor activity. The coding region runs from base 1 to 1323 and encodes 440 amino acids. Gene Ontology annotation, cellular component: AP-2 adaptor complex; cytoplasmic vesicle. The record is from RefSeq and is a predicted model, not a curated record. Gene Ontology annotation, biological process: intracellular protein transport; clathrin-dependent endocytosis.
AUGCUCUCUGGUAUUCUCAUUUUCAACCAAAAAGGCGAGAAUCUCAUCUUCCGCGCCUUCCGCAAUGACUGCCGUCCGCGCCUCGCCGAUAUCUUCCGCAUUCAGGUCAUCUCCAACCCCCAAGUCCGCUCGCCCAUUUUGACGCUGGGAUCGACGACGUUCAGCCAUGUGAAGCACGAGAAUAUUUAUCUGGUGGCGGUGACCAAGAGCAAUGCCAACGCGGCGCUGGUGUUCGAAUUUUUGUAUCGGCUGAUCAUGCUGGGAAAGAGUUACUUUGGGAAAUUUGACGAGGAAGCGGUUAAGAACAAUUUUGUGCUAGUGUAUGAGUUGCUGGAUGAAAUUCUUGAUUUCGGAUACCCCCAGAACACGGAGACGGACACUCUGAAGAUGUACAUUACGACCGAGGGAGUCAAAUCCGCCAUUGCCAACUCGCCGACCGACUCCAGCCGGAUCACCAUGCAGGCUACGGGCGCGCUCUCGUGGCGUCGCUCCGACAUUAAAUACCGCAAGAACGAAGCUUUCGUGGACGUGAUUGAAGACGUCAACCUCCUCAUGUCGGCCACCGGUACCGUGCUACGCGCCGAUGUUAACGGCCAGAUUGUGAUGCGGGCAUACCUCUCCGGCACCCCAGAGUGCAAGUUCGGCCUCAACGACCGCCUUCUCCUCGACGGCGACGGGGCCAGUACGUCGCCUGCGGGCAACCGCGACGGCGCUAUGAAGGCGACGCGCGCCGCGGCGGGAUCAGUGACUUUGGAGGACUGUCAGUUCCACCAGUGUGUGAAGUUGGGUCGCUUCGACGCGGAUCGGAUCAUCUCCUUCGUGCCGCCGGACGGCGAGUUCGAGCUCAUGCGAUACCGCGCCACGGAGAACGUCAACCUCCCGUUCAAAGUGCACCCGAUCGUGCGCGAGGUCGGUACGACGAAGGUGGAAUACAGCGUGGCGAUCAAGGCAAACUACAGUCCCAAGCUCUUCGCGACCAACGUGGUCAUCCGUAUCCCCACGCCGCUCAACACCGCCAAGACCACGGAGCGCACCAGCCAGGGCCGCGCCAAAUACGAGCCCGAGCAUAACAACAUCGUCUGGAAGAUCGCGCGGUUCUCCGGAGGCAGCGAGUACGUGCUCACGGCGGAGGCGACGCUGACCAGCAUGACACAUCAGAAGGCGUGGAGCCGGCCGCCGCUCAGCCUGUCGUUCAGCCUGCUCAUGUUCACGAGUAGCGGGUUGCUGGUGCGGUACCUCAAGGUGUUCGAGAAGAACAACUAUAGCAGCGUCAAGUGGGUGCGAUACAUGACUCGCGCGGGAAGUUAUGAAAUUCGAUUCUAG